This is a messenger RNA of Trypanosoma cruzi, 723 nucleotides long. Its product is annotated as AMP deaminase, putative. Bases 1 to 723 code for a protein of 240 amino acids. The record is from RefSeq and is a predicted model, not a curated record. Lineage: Eukaryota; Euglenozoa; Kinetoplastea; Trypanosomatida; Trypanosomatidae. The transcript has a single exon.
AUGGAACGUCACUGGCAUGAGGUGCUUAUCCAGAACGAUGAGGCGGACAGACAUUUUGCAACCGCUGCCCCGCUGCUUGUAAAGGCACUUCGUUUGAUUGCAUCUGUGCGGGCGUUGCCACUUGCACUAAAUGUCUCAUGGUGGGAAUCUGAAAUUGCCCGUGUUGAUGACUCGCGUCUCGUGCACCGCAAGGCCCGCGAGCAGGCACGGAAGCUACGCGAAAUAUUAACGCCCCAAUUGGAGUCUAUCUACGGCUCUCUCUCGCAUCUGCAAAGUGCAAAGGUGGAGUCGCAGCAUUCCCACUCCCUUUUACGCUGCCAUGAAGGUUUAAUUGCGCCACGCGACAUGACGAUGGACACCCUUUUGGAGUCGCAGCCGGUUUUUGACUACAAAAACUUCCGUGCACAGUUUGAGGGACUUUGCCAGGUGAUGGCCAACUCAUUGCUCUUCUCCGCCUGUGAGCCCCGCAUCAAAGUGCUGCAGAGUCGCUAUCGUCUGUAUCGUGCCUUUAAUGGCGUGCGUGAGGAUGAUUUUCAUCCAACACUCGGUGGAGGGAGCUACGAUCGCGCCCCGAAACUUGACGUGCGACGCAUUGGAAGCUGCAUGUCGGCGAAAACAUUGGUGGAGUUCAUGCAGCAGACGCUAGAGGAGGAGCCGGAAAUGGUUCUUCCUGCACGUGACGCAAUUUCACCCUUGAGUUUGGGAGCCAAAAAAAUCGUGUAG